Triticum turgidum subsp. durum (durum wheat) is the source of this 1647-nucleotide messenger RNA. Lineage: Eukaryota; Viridiplantae; Streptophyta; Magnoliopsida; Poales; Poaceae. The record is from the annotation of a GenBank genome assembly.
AUGUCAGGCAACAACAGGGUUGGGAAGAUGCAGAAUACCAAGCGCAAGCGAAGAAGCAACGACAUAGGAUGCCUUAAUGAAAACAAAAGUGCUAGCAAAACAGUACUUACGCAACGACCCAUCCAUCCAGAUAUUACUACAUUUGAAGAUGGAUUUGGUAACUUGCUUAAAUCCUCGGAAAGUUCCUCUAGUGAACUCACCAAACAGAUUGAGUCGAAACUGUCAGAGAGUGUUGUCUCCCUUGCUUCAUUCGUUGGGAGUACAGUGCUAUUUGAAUGCACGGGAAUAUUUAUUGAGAAUUUAUGUACUGAUGCCACAAGUAUUCUGACUUCAACUAAUAUAGUUGGGUCUUCAGAUUCUGAGAUCACUGAUAACUUGACGAUUAAAGUGCGCCUUCCCAGUAAUCUAGUUGUCAUUGGCUGGUUACACCAUUGUGAUUUCAAGUAUAAUCUUGCUGUUGUGAACAUCAGACACGCACGUGGUUUUCAGGAAGCACAUCUCAGUCGUAGCCAUGGCAUGCAAUUUGAGCCGAAUAGUAAGUUAGUAGCUGUUGGGUGUUGUUUCGACUCAGGCAUGCUAAAGUCCACAAAUGCGACAGUAAUUGGCAGUGCAAGUGAUGGAGUCUGUGAGCUUAUGCUCUCCACAUAUGAAAUGAACACGGCUUGGAUUGGGUGCCCCCUUGUUGAUUUCGAUGGGAACUUUGUUGGAAUGAACCUCCAAAGUGGCGAAAGGACUAUGUUCGCACCAGUGAACAGAAUUCUUGAAUGCCUUCGGUACCUUGGGGUUGGAAGUAAUCAAGUGCUUGUUGGUAUAAAAGAAGCAAGCACAACCAAGACACAAAAUGCUGGCAUGCCUAAAGAUGGUAUGCAUGAGAUUAACUCUUUUGAAGAGGAAUUCGAGGAUAAUAUCUGGAGCACACUCAGUGAAGAUGUUGCAAGCACUAUGGCUGGAUGUGUUGUCUCACUUGCUUCAUUCAAUGGAAAGUCAAAGUGUUUUGCUUGCACAGGCCUAAUUAUAGACUGUACUCCCGUGAGAAUUCUUACUUCGGCAAGUUUGGUUAAAAUUUCUGGCGAUGAAAACAAGAUUGAUGAUAACUUGCAGAUUGAAGUGUACCUUAAUAAUACAGAACAAGUCACGGGGACAUUGAGACAUUAUGAUCUAUGCUAUAAUGUUGCGGUUGUAGAGAUCAUGGGUUCCUGCGGUUCUACAGCAGUGGGAUUGAGGAGGCAUAUUUCUUUCACCCAUAAUAUCGAGGUUUUAUCUGUAGGGCGACUCAUUGAACAUCGGAAACUAAUGGCCUCAAGAGGGGUGUUAAUUGACAGAAAAGGCAAACUUGCUUGUGAAGAGCUUAGGAUUUCCACUUGUAAAAUCACCAAGGCCGGAAUUGGAGGGCCUCUUAUUGAUGCUCGAGGGAAUUUUGUUGGUAUGAAUUUCUUCCAUGAUGAAGAAACCCCGUACCUACCGAGGGAAAAAAUUCAGGAAGUCAUGAGACGUUUCAAUGAAGAACGCGCGAAUGACAGUUGGCCUGAACCAAGACAUCGUUAUUUUAUACCAACUUGGUACCCUAUACCGUUUGGUUUGUUCCCAGAAAGCGACGUGUACGUUGAUAGUUUAGAUGAUGUAUAUUCAAAGUUUGCUUGGCAUUAG